Pterocles gutturalis (yellow-throated sandgrouse) is the source of this 2732-nucleotide messenger RNA. Its product is annotated as aryl hydrocarbon receptor-like. Gene Ontology annotation, cellular component: aryl hydrocarbon receptor complex; nucleus. The record is from RefSeq and is a predicted model, not a curated record. Gene Ontology annotation, molecular function: nuclear receptor activity; transcription cis-regulatory region binding; protein dimerization activity. Lineage: Eukaryota; Metazoa; Chordata; Aves; Pterocliformes; Pteroclidae. Gene Ontology annotation, biological process: regulation of transcription by RNA polymerase II.
CCCCAAACCUUCACCCCCUGAGGGCAUGAAGUCCAACUCCUCCAAGCGGCAUAGAGAUAGACUCAACCAGGAGCUGAACAAGCUGACUGGCUUGCUGCCCUUCCCCGAAGGUGUGCGCACCAGCCUCGAUAAACUCUCCGUUCUCCGGCUGGCUGUUGGAUACCUGAAGGCGAAGAGCUACUUGAUGGACAUAGCUCCGAAUGUUGGUGAUUACGUGCUGGAUCAUCCCAGAGCCCCAGGAGGGAAUGGAUGGGUGGACCCACAGGUCAACAGGGAGCUGUUUCCUGAGGGGGAAUUGCUGCUCCAGGCACUUAAUGGGUUUGUCAUCGCUGUGACUGGAGAUGGCCACAUCUUCUAUGUCUCCCAUACUGUGCAGGACUACCUGGGCUUUCAUCAGUCGGAUCUCAUCUACCAGAGCGUGUAUGAGCUGAUCCACGCAGAUGACAGAGCUGCCUUCUGGUGCCAGCUGCACAGGGACCCAGCGUCCAGCAGCACCCAGCGCGCUGCUGGUGUCCUUCCCACCGACCAGCCACUGCCGGCUGGAUGCAGCGCCAGGUCCAGCCCCGGGAAACCCUCCUUCACAGAGAGGAGCUUCACCUGCCGCUUCCGCUGCCUGCUGGACAACUCCUCGGGAUUUCUGGCCUUGAAUUUCCACGGGCACUUGAAAUUCCUUCUUGGGCAACAGAAGAGGACAUCGGACAGGUCCCCUCUUGCUUUCUUCGCCAUUGCAACUCCCCUCCAGCCACUCUUCAUCCUGGAUCUUCAGACCAAGAUGCUGAUCUUCCAGACAAAGCACAAGCUGGACUUCACUCUCACAGCCUGUGAUUCCUGGGGGAAGGUUGUGCUGGGGUACACAGAAACGGAUCUGUUCAGGACGGGGUCUGGGUACCAGUUUGUGCACGUGGCUGACGUGAUGCACUGUGCUGAGAACCACGUGAGAAUGAUGGAGACAGGGGAGACCGGGCUGACGGUUUUCCGGAUGCUGACCAAGAACUAUGGCUGGCUGUGGGUGCAGUCCAACGCCCAUCUGGUGUACAAAGGGGGCAAACCCGACUGCAUCAUUGCCCGGCUGCGAGCCCUGUCGAAUGAAGAAGGAGAGGAACACCUGCGGAAGAGGAGCCUGCAGCUGCCUUUUAGCUUUGUCACAGGGGAAGCAAUCUUGUACGGGAAUGACCUCCCUGAGUUCCUGGACUCCUUCCAGGCUAAGGAGGAGUUGGAAUCACAAGCAAAUUCCUGCUCAAAGCAGCAUUUGGUAGACCCUAACUCUCUUCUUGGGGCCAUGAUGAAACAGAACGCAUCGAUAUACACCUCCCACGCUGAUAACGUGCCUCAGUUCUUGCCAGAUCUCAUUGCUGAGCUUGAUGAACUGAACCAGAAUGAGGAAGUCGGCGAUGCCAAGAGGGACAGCGACUCUCUCCUGGUCAUAAUCGAAACCCUCUUUGAGAAGAGCGAGGUGGAUGGAAACAUCUGCCAGACCCUCCAGAACUUCAGUGUGGACAAUGCGGAGCUGCAGCGGUGGGAGGAGGCUCUGCUCAACUUGGGUGCAGAGGAGCUGCCAGCUCAGGAGGUUGGCAGGAGGCUGGGCACCGAGGUGACCUCCUGUGUGGAGCAGAUGCUCCUCAGGGAGGAUGCUGGGGAGAGCACGGACUUCCUGUGCUGCAGUACAUCACCCUGCAAUGAAGAAAACAGUGCUGCGGCUCAUUUCCAGCACUGCUGGGCAACUAAAUCAGCGUUACAAGCCCCACCAGAGCCUUGGGAACCUGGUGCACAAGGCCAAGAUGCUGUGGUCUCUCUAGUCUCUGUUACAUCCAAGGUCAGCUCUGCUCAAGCAGGACAGCAAGUCCCAUUUAAACCAGCCAGGCUGGUGGGAGGAACUGUUCUGGAUGUCCCGGGCUCCACCAGCAAGCUGGAAAACCCCAGACAAGUGCUUCAAGCAGAAGUUACUACCUCUGCUCUGGUCGAUAAUGCUCUUCCUGAUGAUCAGGUGGGCUCAAGCUGCCCACCUCCGUUGCACUCAAGCACAGGAGUGACUCAGUGGCCCCAUGUCCUAGUCCAGGCAAACCCAGCCAAUGUUUUGGGUCAGAGCGCUUCUUCUGGAGGUUGCCCAUUGGAGACUUGGAUGGCUGCAGCUCCGAAACAGCUGGAAGCAGCAGGAACACACCUGGAGUCACAAACUCUGCUGGCCAGCAGCCCCGAAAGCUCCCCGGGGGCUGGUCUGUGGUUGCUGUCCUCCCAACUUGCUCCUUGUCCUGCGCAGGGCUUGCAUGAAUCCGUGUUCUCCGGGGCUGGAGAGGAUGAGGAGGCUGCUCUCUGUGCACAAGCAUCAGCACACUUAGGAUUCAGCCAGCUGCCAGGGGAUGGUGACUUCCCCAAACAGCCCCCAAGAGUCUCCCCAGAGCCCAGAUUUUCCUGGGAGGGGGAGCUGGACAAGUGGUUCAUGCAGGCUGGGGUAGCUCCUCAGAGAUGUGGUGGGGCAGGUCCAGCACAACACUCCGGACUCCUGUUGGGGUCCAGUGCAGGUCCCAGCACCCACUGGAUGGACCAUGUCAUGCUGCCUGAAUGCCAGUAUGGAAAUAGCCUUUUUGGACAUGAGAGCAACUUUCUUAGGGACGCCUCUACUAUCCCUUCCCCAGCAUGUGGGUGCUUUGUCUUGCCCCAGCGAGUGCCACCCUGUAGCAUCUCGUUCCUCACCAGGUUCAGUUUUGAGGUGUUCAGCAGCUCUCCCUGCAAAG